AACGUGCUUUUAAAAUUUCCGGUGAUAUGACUCACACUACUCACAGUUUUUGAGUCGGGAUUCUCGAGCUUUUAGAGCUUUUUAAGCUCGAUUUUUUAAAUUUUCUUCGAGUAGCAUCUUUCAUAGUACAAAAGGAUAUGCCUAAUGUAACCAAACCUUGUUUACAAUUCACUGUUCUAGCAGAAUGUGGCGUUUCAAGAGCCCGAACAGGAGUGAUGAAACUUUCACACUACGAUGUCGAAACACCUGUCUUUAUGCCCGUUGGAACCCAAGGUACCAUGAAGGGUUUAUUACCUCAACAAUUGGAACAACUAGAUUGUCAAAUUAUUCUAGGAAAUACCUAUCACUUGGGAAUGCGACCUGGGGCCGAGCUUCUAGAGAAGGCUGGUGGUUUACAUAAAUUUAUGGGCUGGAAACGUGCCCUUCUAACAGAUUCGGGAGGUUUUCAAAUGGUAUCGUUAUUGCAAUUAGCUCGUAUCACCGAAGAAGGAGUCAAAUUCCAGUCGCCUUUUGGAGCUGGCGAAUGCAUGUUGACUCCUGAAGAAAGUAUAAAGAUACAGAAUGCCAUAGGUGCUGAUAUAAUUAUGCAGUUGGAUGACGUCGUACAUAGUACUUUAACUGGCUCCAGAGUAGUAGAAUCUGUUGACAGAACUAGUCGUUGGUUAGAUCGUUGCAUCGCUGCGCAUAAAAGACCACAUGACCAAGCUCUUUUUCCUAUCGUCCAAGGGACCAUAAACGCUGAACUUAGAUUAAGAAGUACCCACAUGCAUAUGCAAAAAAAUACACUAGGUAUAGCUUUAGGAGGAUUAAGUGGAGGUGAAGCCAAAGAUAUAUUUUGGAAAAUGGUACUAUUAUCGACUGAAAUUUUACCGCGAGAUAAACCACGAUACGUGAUGGGUGUCGGAUUUGCGGUUGAUAUUAUCAUAUGUUGUGCUCUCGGAGCUGAUAUGUUCGACUGUGUAUUUCCUACUAGAACUGCGAGAUUUGGCUGUGCACUAGUUCGACAAGGGCAAAUAAAUUUGAGAUUAAAUAAAUAUAAAUUUGAUUUCUCACCCAUCGAUCCAUCUUGUGGUUGUACCACUUGUAAAAGAUAUACUAAAGCGUUCCUAUUUAAUAUUGUUACCGUUGAAACGGUUGCCUGUCAUUUAUUAAGCGUGCAUAAUAUUUAUUUUCAAAUGUCCUUAAUGAGAUCAAUUCGUGAAAGUAUUAAGAAAAAAGAAUUUCCUAAAUUCGUCAAAGAAUAUAUGAACGAUGUGUAUCCGGAGAAAGAUUAUCCAACUUGGAUAGUUGAAUCGUUGAAAGCUGUUAAUAUAAAAUUAAACGAGUAAUUUGA
Molecule: messenger RNA, 1333 nt
Organism: Planococcus citri (citrus mealybug)
Lineage: Eukaryota; Metazoa; Arthropoda; Insecta; Hemiptera; Pseudococcidae
Gene: Tgt
Product: tRNA-guanine transglycosylase
Exons: 8
Coding region: 138-1328 (396 amino acids)
Cellular component (GO): cytosol
Molecular function (GO): tRNA-guanosine(34) queuine transglycosylase activity
Source: RefSeq, a predicted model, not a curated record